CUCCCCCUUCUGACUGAUGAGUAAGCAGCGAAAGCGCCACGCCCGUUCAGAUGAGAGCAGAGUUCGAAGGAUUACCAAAACUAGAGCUAGAGCAGCGCUCAAAGCAGCUAGUGCUCUCCCGAAUGAAAUUGCCAGUGAGACCAGCCAAUCUCCCGAGUUUCCGAAAGCUCCAGCGAGUGGGAUCCCCACAGAGUCGUUGGCGGAUUCGGUUUCGAAAGUGGACGGAGAAGCUGCUAAACUCUACAAAAAAGCUGUAGAGGAGGCAUCUGAUGAAUACCAGUCUAGACGAGCGAGGAUAACCGAUGGCACGGCAAUGGCGAGCUCGGUCGAAUGGGGCCCAGUUGCAGGCUGCUCAGAUCCCAAUGAGGAGAUGGACAGAGACCAAAAAGGCAUAGCAGCGAUCAGAAAUUGUCUUGAUAUAGCCGUAUCGGAGUUGUCAGACGGUGUAUGCGGCUCUGUCUUGUCCGAAUGGACCAAACUGAACAGACAGGAGCAGGGUGAACGACAAGAUAUAUGGAGAACGGUUGGGCCAGAGAUCGAAAGACGUGCGAAACUGCUCCGGGCGGAGCUUUAUGCAGCAACGAAAGUUGACGAGUCAUCAGAGAAUAACGAGAUUAGCCUCCGAGCAGCCUUACUUGAAGGAUUGCUGAAGUCCACGGGUUCCCUCUCCGAUCCUGAUGAUGUGGAGGUCCUCAGGCAAAUAACUCAGGAGGGAGG
Molecule: messenger RNA, 717 nt
Organism: Perkinsus marinus ATCC 50983
Lineage: Eukaryota; Perkinsozoa; Perkinsida; Perkinsidae
Exons: 1
Source: RefSeq, a predicted model, not a curated record